AUGGCGGGGCCUGGGGCGGCCGCGGCAGCGCUGCUCCCGGCGGUGCUGCUGGCCGUGCUGGCGCCCUGGGCCGGUCGAGGGGGCGCCGCUGCGCCCACCGCACCUAACCGCACACUGGAGGCCGAGCUGGAGCGCCGCUGGGAGAGCCUGGUGGCGCGCUCGCUGGCGCGCCUGCCCGUGGCCGCGCAGCCUAAGGAGGCCGCCGUCCAGAGCGGCGCCGGCGACUACCUGCUGGGCAUCAAGCGGUUGCGGAGGCUCUACUGCAACGUGGGCAUCGGCUUCCACCUCCAGGUGCUCCCCGACGGCCGCAUCGGCGGCGUGCACGCGGACACGAGUGACAGCCUACUGGAGCUCUCGCCGGUGGAGCGGGGAGUGGUGAGCAUCUUUGGCGUGGCCAGCCGAUUCUUCGUGGCCAUGAGCAGCAGGGGCAAGCUCUAUGGCUCGGCUUUCUUCAGCGAUGAGUGCAAGUUCAAAGAGAUUCUCCUCCCCAACAACUACAACGCCUACGAGUGCUACAGGUACCCUGGCAUGUUCAUUGCCCUGAGCAAGAACGGCAAGGCCAAGAAGGGGAACCGGGUGUCACCCACCAUGAAGGUCACCCACUUUCUCCCCCGGCUGUGACCCUCAGAGCCCCCUGGAGGGGCGUGCUGGGGGCCACCGUGGUGCACUUUCUUCGGACGGACAGCUUGAUGCAAGAGUAGGUGUAAGAUAUUUAAAUUAAUUAUUUAAAUGUGUAUAUAGUGCCACCAAAUUAUUUAU
Sus scrofa (pig) is the source of this 759-nucleotide messenger RNA. RefSeq names its product fibroblast growth factor 4 (gene FGF4). Gene Ontology annotation, molecular function: growth factor activity. Lineage: Eukaryota; Metazoa; Chordata; Mammalia; Artiodactyla; Suidae. The record is from RefSeq and is a predicted model, not a curated record.